This is a messenger RNA of Ooceraea biroi (clonal raider ant), 2096 nucleotides long. Its product is annotated as Gustatory receptor 43a. Gene Ontology annotation, cellular component: membrane; dendrite; neuronal cell body. Lineage: Eukaryota; Metazoa; Arthropoda; Insecta; Hymenoptera; Formicidae. Gene Ontology annotation, biological process: male courtship behavior; sensory perception of taste; chemosensory behavior. The record is from RefSeq and is a predicted model, not a curated record.
CGCGUCAUCUUAUGUUCCGUUUUAAUGCUGGAACGUUGUGAAGAUUCAGGAAGUUGUAAAUUUCUCUGUUGUGUGAUGUCAUACAGGAGUCUAAUGCAGUUCACGAAUUAUCUUGCGAGAGCGCCUGCAAACAUCCUCGACGAAACCGCCCCGAAGCCUAGAAAAAUGCACAUGCGAUGGAAUAAUUUCGACAAGCAGCAAGCGACUAACAGGGCAAACAACAAGUCCUCAAAGGUAGACGAAUAUGACAUGAAUUACGAUGGUGCGAGUAACAAGUCGGUAAACAGCGAUCUAUACCAAGCGGUGUUCCCGAUCUAUCACCUCAGCAAACUGUCCGGUGUAUUUCCAACGAGAUUUGUCAAACUGGCAUGUGGCAGAUAUCAAGGUCGAUUGAGUGGUAUCGACAGCGUUUACAGCCUAUUCCUGUUGAUGUGUCUGAUUAUCGCCGGGAUCUGGGGCUUCUGGCACGAUCUGAGGGACGGAUGGGAGCACAGCACCAGAUUAAAGUCGCAGAACACGGUGAUCGUCACCAGCAGUGAUGUGGCGGGUGUGAUGAGCCUCACCGCCGCUGCCAUCGUCGGCUCAAUCCUGCGCUGGAAGCAAGUGCAAACUAUUAUCGAGAAGCUGGUCGAGUGCGAUGAGAAGCUGGGAAUCACCUCACUGGAAGACUGGAGGAAGACUCGUAGGCACACGAUUCUUUUGACGCUGAGUAGCGUCUUCUACUCCAUCACCAUCUCCUCCCUGGACAUUUACACGUGGCAUUACGAAGUGAGGCUGAGCAAGAAUCUGAACGAUAAAGGCCCGAUUAAUUACCUGCCGCUGUAUUUUAUGUACAUAGUCAUCAUGAUGAUGGAAGUCCAGUACGCCAUCGCCGUGUACAAUGUCAGCCAGAGAUUCCUCAGGCUCAACACGAGCCUCGAGAACAUCCUGAAGAGCGGCAGGAUCACGGAUCAGUUCAGGAAGGAUCUUGGAUUAGCUAACUAUCUUCGAGAUCAGGGGCAGCUCGUUGCAUACAUCCGACACACAGAAUUGGGAAAUGCUCGAAUCCGGAAGUCGAAGGUCUUGGACUCCUCCGCUGCGAAUGAUGGCAAAAGCUUCACGGACAAUAUAUCCCAAUUGGUGACGGUGCACGCGCUGCUGUGCGAUGCGGUAGCGCUCAUAAAUACCGCUUACGGCGUCGUUACCCUCGUAAUUACCAUCACCUGCCUGAUACAUCUGAUCAUUACGCCGUAUUUUCUGAUAAUGGAAGCCGAUGGAAGGCGUGAGCCGCUGUUCCUUGCGGUACAAGGUCUGUGGUGCAUCUUUCACGUUUGGCGGUUGCUAAUGAUCGUGCAGCCCACGUAUUCUGCUACGGCCCAGGCAAAGAAGACGGCGGUUUUAGUCAGCCAGUUGCUGUCUGCAAAUUACGACAAGGAGGAAGAUAGGAAACAGUUGGAAAUUUUUUCGUUUCAACUCUUGCACCAGCCGUUGGAGUUCUCAGCGUGCGGACUCUUCACCCUGGAUCGAACCCUCGUGACUUCGAUCGCUGGCGCCGUCACGACGUAUCUCGUGAUACUCUUACAAUUUCAGAGAGACGACGACACGAAAGGUAACUUUAAUAAUAUCCUGAAGAACGCCACGCAGAUACUGAGAAACGCGUCACUCACAACAGGAAAAUUAGGCUUAAAUUAGAAAAGAAAAACCUGUGCUUUUUCAUAGAUUUUCUUCUUUUCUGUUGAUAUUUUCGACCUCUCUCUCUCUCUCCUAUAAUAAAACUUUUUAAAAGUUAAUACACGUCUCCGAUUUAUUUGUAAAAUAUCCAUGAUCGAAAGAUUCGAGUCGAGACGAAUGUCCAACCCUCCAAUGUACAAAGAUGCUGAUUCGCGACAUAUCAGAGGGCUAAAAACGAUAGAAACGAAUAAAAUCAAAUAGAGAACACACAAAUAUUGUAACACGUUCGGUGCGAGAACCAAUUCCUUAACUAAGUAAAUAACAUUUACAAGAAGAAGCUAAUACAAUUGUGAACAUCUUUUCUUUACGGAUAUGUCUAAUGCGUGUGUGUGAUAAUAAGAAAGGAUCAGAGUGGGGUAAAAUAUGGGGGGGGGGGGGGUCCUGGA